AUGGUUCAGGAUUUUGCCCAGGUUGGAUUUUAUCACUGCAAAUCAAUUAUUAUCGCGCAAUGUUUUGGUCGUUUUGGAAACUCGGUUAGGCUCAUGAGGUUAUGGAUGAAGCUUUGGCCUGCGUUUCACUUGGUUUAUGCUUGGUUUCCUUUUUCCGCUUGGUCGUGUGGUAGCAUCUUGUGGAAGUUAUGGAUAGUUUGUAUGAUGCGUGUUGGCUUGGAGCAUGGUGGCUGCUGUUUGCAAAUCAUCUCCCAUGUAUUGAUGAGGCUUCAGCUUUGGUCUUAG
This is a messenger RNA of Lathyrus sativus (Indian pea), 285 nucleotides long. The record is from the annotation of a GenBank genome assembly. Lineage: Eukaryota; Viridiplantae; Streptophyta; Magnoliopsida; Fabales; Fabaceae.